ACUUAUUUGAAUACACGCGCGCGCGCGAUGCUCGCACGUAGCGUUCAACAUUAAUUCGUUAGUGAUAUUGUUUAGGAAUCGGCAGUCGUGUCCUACAGUUCGUCGCGUGUUGUCAUCGUCGCGCCAGUGCGAAAAUAAGGAAUUCCCGACCAACGGAUCCGAAUAUUUCGCGAUUUCUAUCGCAUUGUAAUUAAAUUCGCUGUGCGAACGUACGUCGCGUCGCGUUAAUCACCACCAGGACAUAAUUAUUCAUUUCUGUUCGUAACAUAUGCAUAACACGUUCCUUCCUACAUCACGAUAUUCAAGCCUUUGACCAUAUAAGACCUUUGACCUUUUUAUACUUAUAUAUAGUCAAAGAUUCAAAGAUCUGAUGCCAGGAAACAAGGGAAAGAAGCCCAUCAGGAAGAAAUCUACAAUUAAACAAAGAAGAAAACAUAAUUUAAGAAGAGUACAUAAUUAUAACGCUAUGUACGGUAGAUGUCCACACCCUGAGGAUAUCAGGAAUAGAAAUUUGGAUUCACAUCCAUCAGUUUCAUCAUUGGCACCACGCUCUGCAAUACCGCCGUGUCCGCCGCAUGAUUUCGUGCCCAAUCAGCCCGCUAAUGAAUUUCCAAGGAUUACACGACCAUUCGCCCCUGCAUUACUCGCGCGUCAUGGUUUCAUACCCAAUAAUGAAUCUCCAGGCAUUACACUACCACCAUUCCAGCAGUUAAUACUUAGGACCUUAUAGGGAUCUCUAAUCGACUGCUUUAGCCACCCGGUGAAAUGCUGUGUAAAUGGUGCAGUACUAAAUGCACCUAACGAGUGCCAGUGAGGUGCCGACAAAUAUCGCACAUAACCUAGAACUCGAGUUUUCUGUCGCUCGUUAGUUUUACAUCAUUCUCGGCAGUUAUAACAUCGAGGGCAAUUCAAAAAGUUACAUUGACUUAGCAAAUCAACGGAAUUUAUCGAGAAGGUCGCCUCGAUGCCGAAAUACUAUUGUGACUAUUGCGACACUUAUUUGACACAUGACUCGCCGAGCGUACGGAAGACCCAUUGCCAGGGUCGCAAGCACAAGGAUAACGUCAAGUAUUUCUACCAGAAAUGGAUGGAGGAGCAGGCCCAGCACCUGAUCGACGCGACGACGGCCGCCUUCAAGGCCGGUAAGAUCGCCUCCAACCCCUUCGCGGCCAGCAAGGGCGCGGCGAUCCCGCCGCCGCCGAAUCUCGGCUCCAACCUUGGCUCGAGAUCUGGAGUACCGCCCCAGGGACCGCCGGGAAUGAUGCCGCCGCCGGGUAUGCAUCCAGCUGGCCCGAUGGGACCGGGAGGCCCGAUGAUGAUGGGACCGCACGGACCGAUGCCGCCUCCUAUGAUGGGCAUGAGACCACCUAUGAUGGGACCGAUGGGGCCGAUGGGUCCUAUGAUGGGUCCUUUAGGUCCUAUGGGGCACAUGAGACCACCGAUGAACGGACCACCGCCUCCGAUGGUCGGCCCGCCGCCGAUGAAGAAAUAACAAUUAGAUUAAGGACUUUUCUUGUCUCUUGUGCAUCACGUUGGAUACAAUUGAAGCAAAACUAAACUUUUGAUUGUGAACAUGCUUAUCGGAGUGGUGUUAUUGCGUACAUUAUAUUUUUAAGAAUUCUGUACAAACCCGUACAAGUUGCGAAAUCAACUCUGAUAGAAAAAUACCUGCAACACUUUGAUUUGUAUCUAAAUGAUAGAAAUAUUCAUAAAUUUUUUUCCUAGUAAA
Molecule: messenger RNA, 1729 nt
Organism: Wasmannia auropunctata (little fire ant)
Lineage: Eukaryota; Metazoa; Arthropoda; Insecta; Hymenoptera; Formicidae
Gene: snRNP-U1-C
Product: U1 small nuclear ribonucleoprotein C
Exons: 2
Coding region: 965-1492 (175 amino acids)
Biological process (GO): mRNA splicing, via spliceosome; spliceosomal snRNP assembly; mRNA 5'-splice site recognition
Cellular component (GO): U1 snRNP; nucleus
Molecular function (GO): pre-mRNA 5'-splice site binding; zinc ion binding
Source: RefSeq, a predicted model, not a curated record